Molecule: messenger RNA, 1718 nt
Organism: Oryza brachyantha (malo sina)
Lineage: Eukaryota; Viridiplantae; Streptophyta; Magnoliopsida; Poales; Poaceae
Product: homeobox-leucine zipper protein HOX27-like
Biological process (GO): regulation of DNA-templated transcription
Molecular function (GO): sequence-specific DNA binding; DNA-binding transcription factor activity, RNA polymerase II-specific
Source: RefSeq, a predicted model, not a curated record
GCUUAGGUUUGCUUCUACUACCCCCGGCCUGCCCCCAUUAAUCACACAACCACACAGCCAGACGAAGCUGAGCUGAGCUCCGUUGAUACUGAUAGUAUAAAGGUUCCGUUGGUAGUGAUAGGGUGUGGUUCUGUGGGCUGGGCGUGAUCGAUGGAGCUGGGGCUGAGCUUGGGAGAGGCCGUGGCCGUGGCGGAUGGCGGCGGGAGGGCGCCGGAGCUGGUUCUUGGGCUAGGAGUUGGGCCGAGGAGUGGGGAGGAGGAUGAGGCGUGGAGGAGGGAGGAUGGGGUGGGAGCGAGGAGGUGGGCAGCGGCGGCGGCCUCGCCGGAGCCGUCGGUGCGGCUCAGCCUCGUCUCCAGCCUGGGGCUCCACUGGGCUUCCGAGAGCGGUGAGUCGCGGCGGCGCCGUCGAUGCUCGUUGCGCUGGUGUGGUGUGGUAGUUGAGGUGGGUGCUUGUUUUAUUUUUUUCUCUCUCUUGGCAGGGCGUUCGGAGCCGUCGGCGCGUGGGUUCGACGUGAACCGGGCGCCGUCGGUGGCGACGGGCGCGGCGGGGAUGGAGGAGGACGAGGACGGCCCCGGCGCGGUGCCGGCGUUGUCGUCGUCGCCCAACGACAGCGGGGGCUCCUUCCCGUUGGACUUGGACCUCUCCGCCCACGGCCUCCGUGGCCCCGCCGAGGCGGCGGCUCAGGGCGGCGGCGAGCGGUCGUCCUCGCGCGCGAGCGACGACGACGAGGGCGCGUCGGCGCGCAAGAAGCUACGCCUCUCCAAGGAGCAGUCCGCGUUUCUUGAGGAGAGCUUCAAGGAGCACAGCACCCUCAAUCCCAAGCAGAAGGUGGCGCUGGCGAAGCAGCUCAACCUCCGGCCGCGGCAGGUGGAGGUCUGGUUCCAGAACCGCAGAGCCAGGACGAAGCUGAAGCAGACGGAGGUGGACUGCGAGUACCUCAAGCGCUGCUGCGAGACGCUCACCGAGGAGAACCGGCGGCUGCACAAGGAGCUCGCCGAGCUGCGCGCGCUCAAGACGGCGCGCCCCUUCUACAUGCACCUCCCGGCCACGACCCUCUCCAUGUGCCCCUCCUGCGAGCGCGUCGCCUCCAACCCCGCCACCGCUUCCACCUCCGCCCCCGCGUCGGCGCCGCCACCGGCAACCUCGGCCAGAGCCGCCGCCGCGUCGCCCGAGCACCGGCCGUCGUCCUUCGCCGCACUGUUCGCGGCUCCCCGCAGCUUCCCGCUGUCCGCCGCCCAGCCGCGGCCGCCGCCGCCGCCGGCGAGCAACUGCCUGUAAAUACGCACGAUGGCGACGCGUGCUCCUCGGUCUCAUCGGUUGGUUCCUGUGAGAAAUUUUGGGGUUUCCGAGGCCGUCCGUUGCCGUGACGUGGACGGCUGGGAUGCGUGAAGAGCAAAAUGCUUGGAUCGAGCUGUCCUUUUUACCUUAAACCUGUCAUCUCUUUAAUCUUUUUUUCUCAAGGAGUGUUGAUGAGUAAAUUAGUCGUAGCAUUUUACUGCUAAUGAUUUCAAAAGUAUGUUAAUUAGCAUUCGUAGUUUUUUUUUUUUUUGGCAGUUGGGGUGAGCAGAGUGUUUUUGAAGCUCUGUAGCUUUCGUUGCACGUUUCGUACUACGGGGAAGAUUUGUGGAAUUAUGACACCUUCGCAGUUAAACGUCUAACCUGAAUUUAAUCCUGGCUGAGAAUUCAGAUCUUCAUUUAAUAGCACCAGAUCGUCAUAC